Molecule: messenger RNA, 816 nt
Organism: Sorex araneus (European shrew)
Lineage: Eukaryota; Metazoa; Chordata; Mammalia; Eulipotyphla; Soricidae
Product: C-type lectin domain family 12 member A-like
Exons: 7
Coding region: 1-816 (271 amino acids)
Molecular function (GO): signaling receptor regulator activity
Source: RefSeq, a predicted model, not a curated record
AUGAAGGUGCUGAACCAGUUUAUUGUAUUCUUUGUUGAUGUUGUCAACAACGGCAUCUUCCCACAUAGCCGCAAUAGCACCGAAGAGCUCCAAUUAUCAAUGUCUGAAGAAGUUACUUAUGCGGAUUUGAAAUUCCAGGACUCCAGUAAGAGAGAAAAUAUGGUAGCAUUUGAGAAACUUGAGACAAAAGCUUGCCCUGCUCCUUCCCGUGUAUGGCACCUCAGAGUUUUGACUUUUCUUUGUCUUCUGCUGCUGAUUAGCCUGGGAGUCUUAGGAGGAAUGUUUUAUGUAACAUUCAAGCAACAUGUGGAAGAAGUAAAUAAACUGCAAAAAGUCAAAGAUGAACUUCAAGGAAAUGUUUCCCUACAAAUGAUGAAUAACACGAAUAAUACUAUGAUGAUCGGGAAACUUUCUUGCACUCUGCAAGAAAUGGCCAGAGAAUUAUGCCGUAAACUAUAUGAAAAAGAUCAAGGGCACAAAUGUCAACCUUGUCCAAGCAGAUGGAUAUGGCAUGAUGACAAGUGUUACCUUUUCAAUGUGGACACUACUGAAACAUGGCAAGAUAGUAAAAAUAAAUGCUGGGAUCAGAAUGCGACCCUGUUGACUAUUAGGAACAAAAGUGUAUUGAAAUUCACAUCACAACACAUCGGCUCAGCUACAUACUCUGAUGCAACCAGUGGCAAAGAAUGUAAGACGAGUAGCAGCAGCGAUCCGGUGGCAGAUAAAACAAGAAACACCUCUGAAAAAUUGACAGAAGAAGCAGGCAGAGAUGGAAGCAACUGGUUUGGGGUCAAAGGGAUUUUGGCACAUCUGUGA